CUUUUCUUUUUGCACGAGGAGAGAUUGAAUUGACAUUUGAGAAAACAGCAAGAUGUGACCAGAAGGGACUGCCUGCUUGCCAGGAAUGCUGUUACUGUGGGAGAGGGGUCUGAAUGGGGCUGUGCUGUAGCCAUGUGAAGGGGACCACAGGGGGCCUUUUCAGGCUAGAGCUGAGAAAGUUUCAGUCAAAGGGGGUGGCUGGUUUGCAAGCAGUUCUGCUCUUGCUAAGAGAAUGAGAAUCUUCAGCAGUGGUGGUGAAAACAAUAUAUUCCCCUCCCACAUGGACGCACACUUCCCCCAGUUAAUUUGCUUUCAUUAGCAGUGUGCGUGCAUUUCCUCAGAGGAAACGUUCCUCUGGAUGCAUCCCAUUAUGCUGUUGAAAUUUUCCAAAAUAUUCCUGAAGCCUGUGGGGUGGUGGAAGGUGCUAAGCAAUCAGUAUUGUCAGUAAAAGGAGUGAUGGUAUUUAUAUAUUUUUAUUUAGAGACAGGGCAUACAAGCUGAUAGCACAGCACUGUAUCACAUGGAGGCCCUUCACUUUCCCGGAGUGUCAUGCUUUUGGCAGAUGACUUGGUCACUCUCUGGGCUCCCCUUAUUUUAUUGCCAUUUGGGCUUUUGACUGAGGAGUUUGUCCUUGCUGGUUCUUAGCUGAGACUAAGGAAUUGCAUGGCUGCAGGAGCCAGGCUGGAAUGAGCUGGGAUGGAGAUCAGGGAAGGUGUACCUGCCCUGAUGAUCAGUGUGAGUGGUGUUUUCCCCACUACUAAGGAUGAGGAUUGUGUACUGGGAAAAGGGGCUCAGUGGGUGUCUCAUUUUUAUCAAGGUGGGUAGAAAUGAAAGCAGACUGUGCAGAACCAGGGAAAGCUAUUAAAUUUUUCUAGUCUCUGUUCACGUCCUUGAAGGAAAUAACCCUUCUCCAUUUUAUUGCAUGUUGUGCUUUAUUAGCACCUGUCUGUAUAUUUUUAUUCAAUGUUGUGCCAGUUGCUUUAAAAAUACAGCCCAAAAUUGAGACUUUUUCUUGGAAACCAAGUGAGACAGCCAUAGUGAGACAGCUAUCUUGGACUUUUUUUCAUCUUUCAAUGGUUCUUACUUCUACAGUAAAGCUGUAAUUUACACUAAUCUUGCAUCUUGCCCUCCCUUUUUUUUUCCUAAUGAAAUCUACUGCCUGAGGUCUUGAUAUGUAAGUUUAGAUUGUCACCACACAGCUUCUUGCAGGGCUGUGCACAGCAUGGGAGAAGCUUUCUGUUUGGUUCCAGAUUGAUCACUUGGUCUAAAUAAAUUGAAUCCCAGAUUAAGUCUGCUAACAGGAAUACUACAGUCUUUUGAUUAAGAAUCCAGAAGUGACCCAUAUUUCAUUUCUAUUCUUGGAACAAAUUGCUUGGUUUGUAAACCAUGUGUAUAUAUAGAUUUUUUAACUUGCAAGAUCAAAUUCUCUAAGCCUUUUUGGUUUUUUUUUCCUCCAUGUUUUGGAUUAACUAUCACUAAUCCAGAGCAGUGGUUCUUGUCAUUUAGCACUGUUUUGCCAGCUCUUACUUUUUUUAAUGAUCUAUCUUUUUUAAGAGUUUAAUCUUUAGUUGUUCUAGUUCAGGAAAAAUGUGGAAGAACAGUCUCAAUACAUUUUGUUAAGAAUUAUGACUGCAAAGGAGACUUAGCUGGGGUCCUUAAAGCCACAAGUACCCUCCCUGUGUUUCUUUAAGUUCUUUUGAGGUUGAUUUGUGGAAAAAGUGGUUUGGAACUUCUAUGAGAGAUUUGAUUGCUUAGUUCAUUAGAGAAAUUCCUGUGUGGCCCUAGGGGACCCAGGUCACUCAGGACUGAGGCUGAAGCUCUUAGGGAGCAACCUCUCCUAUGAACUACUUGGGAAGAGGAUGGACCUGGCCAGGGAAGGAACUUAUUGGUGCUUGGCAGGAUGGAGCUUCUUAUUUAAUGCCUGUGUAUGGAUGUGGGUGUCCACCAUAUCCACUGCAAGUUCCUCCAUCAUUCUGGGAGCAAGUUAAGCAGUGUUCAGUUAAUGACUUUGUUUCUACCACUAGUCAAAAGAACUGUGAUGUGUUUUCCUUCCAAGAGUAAAUUUUACUUAGUUACUCAGAUUUGCAAUGAAUAGAUUCCUACUUCACAUGCAGUUCUAGACAGACUGGAGUUAAACACAGCUUUCCAUUUUCAGAGUAAGCCACUGUAUAGUGGUAUAUUGCCCUUCUGAAAGCACAUGUUGCAAGAUACGUGCAUGGUUAUUCUCCGGAGGAAAAUUUUUGUGAAGUUACCAGGGGAUGGCCAAGGCGAGAGAUGAAAGAACUGACAGCUCUGAGCUGCCUCCAGUCAGCAAUUUGUCUGUUAUGAUGUCUGUGGCACCCACCUGAGAAUUGAAGUAAAGGUCUCCUGUAUCUCAAGCAGGGGAGUGUUCCUGGCCAAACCUGUUUUAGGAUAAUUGAUGAGAAAGGGUUCAGGGCACUGUGCCCUGGGUGCCUUUGAUGUCUUCAUGCCAAGCACAUUUUAAUUGCAUUUCCAGUUUGAUGUAUGUGUGUAGUCUCUAGCUCAGUAGCUCUGGAGCCAGUGGAGCCCUGGCUCCUCCUCACUGUGCAUAUUCAUCCUCCCAGCUCUGUUUCAGUCCAUCAGGACUCUGCUUUCUCAGUCACUCAGCAGAACUUGGAGCAGUGUGGCAGCUGCAGAGAUGAGUUUGUCCCUUGCACUCGUGGCCAUCUGUAUCCAUAGGCAGGAAAGAUCUGUUUCUGCUUUACUUCCUCCUCCUCCUGCCUGUUGAUGGAGAAGGGAAGAGCUGCAAGGGGAGAUGAAUCAGCUGGAGCAGCCGGCAGGAGGGGUGGGAUUCCCAGGUUUGGGGCGUUGCACCGUGCUGUGUGGAUUUCCUCAUCCUUUGGACACUGAAGGAAAGGGAUGGGGGAGGCUGUGGUUUGCAUCACCAGAGUGAGAGCAGAGCAGGGUGACCCAGUGUUAAUCGGACUAGGAAGGAUCCCUGGGCAGAGCUAUCGCAAUAACCUGCGUCAGUUCCUGCUGCAAAGUUUUUGUUCUUGGCUUCCACCUUAAGGGUCACUUACAUUUACAUCUGAAGUCAUCAUCCUUAUUAAUGUACCUGACUCCCAGCCUGAUUUUGGGGAACCUUUUUCUUAAUAUUGCUAAUUCAGAAUAGAAAUGUUAACUAAUAAAAAUAAUUUGGAAAUGUGGGAAUUGGGGUAUUAGGAAAAAACAAGCAUAAGAUGAAUUGAAGUUCUAUUUUAGAGUAAAAAAUCUAUUGAGAAAAUGCUCAAGAACUUCAGGGCAAAGGGGGUUUGAAAUUCAACAUUGAAAUAACACAUUAAAAUAUCAAAUAAUUUUAAUCUCCAAGAAAUUGAAAACGUGAAAAAAUAGCUUACGCAGGUAUUACUAUAAUAAAGUUCUUAAGUAAUAUGAAUUUAAAAUAUACUAUCUCCUAGAAAUUUAAAAGCUAUUUAAAUCUUCUUUAAAAGCUCCGAAGCUUUUCCCUCAGUUCUAAGGCAAGAGAAGGGAGGUGUAUUUAACAGUCAUAAUAUCAUGAAUUAAAAUAAAAGCAUGAGAUUGUAAUUGAGGAUUAAGUAUAUUUGAAAGCUUUAAAAUAAUCUUGAUGGAAUGCAGUAUUUUACUUAAAAUAUAAAACAUGACGUAUUUAGCUAAAUGUGCAGUGUGCAUGUUUAGUUUUCCUUUUUAGAUAUCUGAGAUAUUUUGGUUGUCUGUUCCGUACUUCAGAAAACAACUUGUUCAUAAACAUGUUUCUCAAUCCAUGUCUUACUUACCCAGGGUAGAGGGGAAGGAAUAAAUGAGCCCUCCUGUGUGAUAACAAAUUGUCUUCCCCUUCAAACCUCAUGAAAAAAUAAAAAGGUCACUUGAAGCAAACAUAAAAUCUAUUUUAGGAUCUACCAGCUCCUCCAAACUGAGACAGCCUCCCUUAAACUGCAUGUAUUGAAAGUAUUUUUGUGUGUGUUUAGUGCACUGAGAUAAGACUGCACCUCUGUUAAAGUGAGAGAUGUGAACAGAUGGUGUGUUUGUCUUUAUCCUUCUAUCGGAUUAGUGUACCUUGGAUUUUUUUUCCAAGAUAGUGUUUUAAUACAAAUCAGUUGGUGAAGAGCCUCUUACUAUAAUGUUGAUGUUGAUUGGGAUGUGCUGCCAUCUGUUUUCAGUGCUUUGCAUUUUGAAAACAUCCAUCCCUACAUCACGUAGACAAAUCUCUUGAUCUUUAAUAGGAUCAAUAGGGAUGUGAAGUUGUUGAUGUCACCAAACAAACUGGUUUGAAUUGAUUGUUUCUUAGAACCUUGUGUGAAUUUCCCAUUAAGAAUUUGUGCUACGGGAAAACAGCACAACCCUAUUGAAUUAGGGGAGUCUCCACUGUGACAAUAAUGAGGAAUUGAGCCAAUUGUUAAACUGAAUGUGUUGUGCCACUUAUUGGGAACAUGGUCACCUGUUGUCUCUGAGCUAUUUUUAGUUGACGCUGAGUUUGAACUGGAUUCAUGUUUCCAGUUCCGGAAGAGUUCUCUGUGGCGGUCAGUGGGAUGUGCAGGUUCAAGGGUUUGGUUUUAUCUACCAUGAACAGACUUUUUCUUUCACACAUGAAGGAGGAUGAUCCUGAAUCUUGAAGGUGCUCCCUGCAAAGAAAACAGGUUCUGGGUUUCUACUGUUGUUACUGGAAAGCUCUAGCAAUAAAAUCUGAUUGUAUGAAAUGCCUAUUAGCCUCUAACUGAGGAGAAAGUAAUUUCAAUAUUCCACACUCAGCAGGAGGUGUGUUACACAAUAAUGCUUACUCUCAUUACAGUGCUGAGGUUGCCAAAUUAUUUUUUUUAAAAGUAGCUAAGCAUAAGAGAGUAGAAUGUGGAAAAUAUCAAUUGCCAUCAUUGUUAAUUUCAGCUAUCAUUAAUUGCUAUACACUGACAUUGCAAAUCUCUUUAGGAGUAUUGUAUAAUGACAGUACCCAAAUAUAUAUUAACAAUAUAAAAUGUUACUGGGGCCCUGAGCAAUCUGAUUUAGUGGAUGGCAUCCCUGCCCACAGCAAGGGUUUGGAAAUAGAUGAUCUUUAAUGUUCUUUCCAACACAAGCCUCUCUAUAAUUAUAUUUUAAUAGUGUAUGUUAAUGACCUACCCAAUGUAUAAUGCACAAUGCCAUAUUUUCCACCAAAAGCUGAACAUUAUUGUGGUGAUGUAGGAAUCCUUUAAACUAAAUGUUGCUUAUCUACUUUGGAAAUACUAGAUAUCAAACAUUUCAAAGGCCUUAGUUUUUUUGUCCAGAAUCCUUGUGGCUUACACUAAUUUUUCAGUCUUUUGUGUUUACUGGAAACUUUAAUCCUGGCUUUUAUGAAAGAACUCAAUUCUGAUUCAAUUUAGCAUAAGUCUGGGGUGUUUCAGCAUUUCAGGUAACAAAACUUGAAAUGAUGCUGAACUUCUCAAAAUCUGAUGGAAACAGCAACAGGAAAGACUGUGCUAAAUCCCAGGUUAGAAAUUUGGCACUCUUUACAUUGUGUGGCAAGGACUUAGUUCAUCUUUGGUGUCUGACCUCUGAGUACAUUCUUCCCCUGGUCAAACCUGGCUCAAAUCCUAUUUAAGAGUGACAUCCUCGUGAUUUAGUCUGUUUUGGUUUCCCCAGCUGGGCAUUAUGGGAGUCAUAAGCCUAUGUAGGAGAGCAGCUUGUCUAUAUAACCCAGUUUCCUGCUGGGGCAAAAUAAAAACCUGCCACCCGUCCUCUGUUUGACUCGCUAGAUUUGUCACCCUGUUUUGCCUAAGGAUGGUCCUAGAUGUGGAAGAUACAGCUUACCUGAUAAGUAAUGCAGAGCAGGAUGUGGAGACUGUGCAUGGCUCUGUGCGUGUCACCAUGUGUGGCACUCCCCGGGGGAACCGCCCGGCCAUCCUCACCUACCACGACAUCGGCCUGAACCAUAAAACUUGUUUCAAUCCUCUCUUCAACUUCGAGGAUAUGCAGGAAAUCACCCAACACUUUGCAGUCUGCCAUGUGGAUGCACCUGGUCAGCAGGAUGGAGCACCAUCUUUCCAGGCUGGGUAUGUGUAUCCCUCCAUGGAUCAGCUGGCUGAAAUGAUUCCUGGAAUCCUGAAACAGUUUGGGCUGAAGACCAUCAUAGGAAUGGGAACUGGAGCUGGUGCCUACAUUUUAACCAGAUUUGCUUUAAACCAUGCAGAGAUGGUGGAGGGAUUAGUUCUCAUUAAUGUAAACCCUUGUGCUGAAGGUUGGAUGGACUGGGCAGCAACUAAGAUUUCAGGUUGGACAAAUGCUUUGCCAGACAUGGUCAUUUCACAUCUAUUUGGAAAGGAAGAGAUUCACAGCAACCAUGACCUGAUCCAUACUUACCGUCAGCAUAUCAUUAAUGAUAUGAAUCAAACCAACCUUCAUCUCUUUGUCAACUCUUACAACAGUCGGCGAGACCUAGAGAUUGAGCGCCCUGUUCCUGGAGUGAAUGUUGUCACCCUUCAGUGUCCUGUCCUCCUGGUGGUCGGUGACAGCUCCCCAGCAGUGGAUGCCGUGGUUGAAUGCAACUCAAAGCUGGACCCAACAAGGACCACGCUUCUGAAGAUGGCUGACUGCGGUGGGCUCCCCCAAGUUUCCCAGCCUGCCAAGCUUGCUGAAGCUUUCAAAUACUUUGUUCAGGGAAUGGGAUACAUGCCCUCUGCCAGCAUGACCAGGCUGAUGAGGUCCCGCACUGCCUCUGGCUCCAGCGUCACCUCCUUGGAAGGACAGAGGAGCCGCUCCCACACCGGGGAAGGCACGAGGAGCCGAUCCCACACCGGGGAGGGAACGAGGAGCCGCUCCCACACCGGGGACGGCUCCAGGAACCGCUCCCACACAGACACACGGAUCGAGCUGACGCCCAACUCGGCGAGUAACGCGGAACAAUCGAGCCCCAAGUCCAUGGAAGUGUCCUGUUAGAUGGCUGUGGGAGGUUUAAAACUGGUCACAGUGUGAAAAAGUAAUGGAUGCCCCCUGUGUAUCACAAAAACAUAACUGGUAUUAAUCUCUAGCUAUUCUGUAGGAUGAACUCUGUUCACCAGGGUCUGAGAGGGACCAAAGAAAAGAAGCAUCUCACUUGCUCUAUCAUUAUUCUUGUAUCUCAGACAGCUGCUGCUAUUGUGCCCUCCUUCAGUGGAUGCCAAAUUCUAAAGGAUACUUGCCAAAAGCUGAUGUGGUUGUAAACACUUCAGAGUCAAACCAGAAUUGCUCAAUACCCUCCUUUAAAAUCAAAGCUGUUACAGGCCCCUUUAUCUCUUCUUCUCUUGAAGUAAACUGGCACAAUUUGAGAUGAGUUUCAAAGCGGGGGAGAAAAAAAUAACUGUUAAGGAUGACUUUAAGAAAAGGAAAUGAAACAAAUGUGUUAUGGCCUCAUGUUGAAGCUGGAGUUGAAUUCAUUGUAUAUAGCUUGACUUCAAAUGAUAGAGAAGUUAACGUAUCGUGCAUUUAUAGGCCUUCUAAUUCAUUAGUAUUCGAGCCUGUUUUCCUAUGUACAAUAAUAUACUACUAAAAUAGGCAAUUUUAAUGUGACUUUGAGAUGAACUAAAUCUUUAAGGUUUUUCAUUUCACUUUUUUGAGAUUUAGUUCCAGUCUUCCUUUCCUUCCCCCCUCCUAGACCCUAAAACCUGCUUAGCCAAAUGAGGACAGGAUUUAAAUUUGGUAAGCAAGGUAGGAUUUCCUGUUUGGGAACUUGGGCCAAAGGGUUUACCAAACUGCAGAAGUUGGUGUAGUUGUAACAAGUAGGGUAGCUGUACAUGCCAGCUAAGCAGAAACAGCUUGAUAUUUCCUUCAGAAAGCUUCUUAUCUUUGCAGCUCAAGUUUUUUUUUUGUGUCCAGCACAAUUGUCAUAAAUUUGGAAUUCUGUAAGCAAAGACAGAUCCAGCUGUUCUUUGUCAGGAGAAAUGAAUAACUGUGGGAUGGGCAUGUAAUUAGAUACUGUACAUUCAACUGCCACUAAUUACUAGAUUUGAACCUGAUGAGAUUUCACUGGUGCUGAAAAGUGUAUUCCAUGAAGUGGUGGAGCAGCAACACUGUAUCUCUGGAAUACAGUGUCUAAUGACUUUGUAAAUGUCAUGAUCUGCUGGUUCUGCAUCUUUGCAUAGCCUCCUUGAGUUGCUUUCUUUGAAGCUAGUGGCUUGAUACCUUUCUGCCACUCAGAAUGUCACAGUUGGGUGUUCUUAAGUUUGUCCUUCCAUAGCUAGUGGGACAGGAUUUCCACAGCUCCAGUGCAUACCUGCUGAAUUGCAGUGCUCACACAGACAAAAAGCUCAAAUGCUGAGCAGUUAAAUAGCAAAUGUUAAUACUUUGGGAUUGCUUGUUCAGAAGAACACCAUCUAGGUUACUUUAUAUUGACUAACUUCAGCUCUUGUGUAGAAUAUCCAUAACAUUUUGUGGGAAGAACAGACAAUUUCCAGAAAGAAUAAAGCUAUUGUGUAAAGUCUAUCAAGAAAAGUUUCUUAAUGAAGUAUUUGUAUUUAUUUCAAAACAAAUAAAUUUGUAACUUUGCAA
Molecule: messenger RNA, 8469 nt
Organism: Motacilla alba alba
Lineage: Eukaryota; Metazoa; Chordata; Aves; Passeriformes; Motacillidae
Gene: NDRG1
Product: N-myc downstream regulated 1
Exons: 14
Coding region: 5728-6882 (384 amino acids)
Biological process (GO): signal transduction
Cellular component (GO): cytoplasm
Source: RefSeq, a predicted model, not a curated record